Molecule: messenger RNA, 1530 nt
Organism: Eutrema salsugineum
Lineage: Eukaryota; Viridiplantae; Streptophyta; Magnoliopsida; Brassicales; Brassicaceae
Molecular function (GO): L-ascorbic acid binding; iron ion binding; oxidoreductase activity, acting on paired donors, with incorporation or reduction of molecular oxygen
Source: RefSeq, a predicted model, not a curated record
AAAAAAAGCUUCGAGGGAACAUUGUAGAAAACCCUAACUUCAACGGGAACCCAAAAUCGGAAUCCCCAGAUCGAUAGGAAACAAAAAGGGCCCUGAUAUUGAUUCUCUUUUAGAUUCUGAGUUUCGAUUUUGGAAUGUAGUGUGCAUAAGAAACCUAUCUAUUUAUUGAUUUGAAUUCACUGUACCUUAGUAAUGUCAAGUGACCGGCGAGAAGGUCAACAGGAGACGACGGUGAACGGUAACGGAGCUGUUGGAAGUAAUUCUCAACCGGUGGCUCCUACGACGAUGAGAGCUACGGCUACGAAGAACUCUGGCCAGAGACUGAGGCAAAAUCCUAACAACGAGCAUAGGCCGGAUAGCUACGAGGAUCUGCAGCUCGAUUUCCCCAAUUCGAUGUAUUCUAGUCUGGAGAAGUACUUGCCGCCGAGUAUUCUCGUCUUGAGUAGGGAAGAGAAAGUGAAAUUCAUGACAGAGAUUAUGCUCAGGCACCUUCCCCAUGGAGAGCGUUCCAGAGCUCAAAGGCACAAAGACUAUAGGCAGAAAAUUAUAUCAAAUUAUCAGCCACUUCACAGAGAGUUGUAUACUCUAGUUCCCGCACUAUGUUUCGUUCCCACCUUCAUAAAUGCGAUAAAUGAAGGCACAGAGGAAAGCAUCAAAAGCAUAUUGUCUCAACCGUCUACUGGUGUUUUCGUCUUUGACAUGCUCCAGCCUAUUUGCGAGAUGAUGCUCUCCGAGAUAGACAAUUUUGAACAUUGGGUGGGCGAGACAAAAUUCCGAAUCAUGAGACCAAACACCAUGAAUAAAUACGGUGCCGUGCUUGACGACUUUGGUCUGGAUACCAUGCUUGACAAACUCAUGGAGUGUUUUAUACGUCCCAUUUCCAAAGUAUUAUUUAAUGAUGUGGGUGGAGCAACUCUGGACUCUCACCAUGGGUUUGUUGUUGAAUAUGGUAAAGAUAGGGAUGUUGAUUUAGGCUUUCAUGUGGAUGAUUCAGAAGUAACACUGAAUGUAUGUUUGGGUAACCAAUUUGUGGGAGGGGAGUUAUUCUUCCGAGGCACACGGUGUGAGAAACACGUUAACACAGCAACAAAGUCAGAUGAAAUAUUUGACUAUUGUCAUGUACCGGGGCAAGCUGUACUUCACCGUGGGCGCCACCGCCACGGUGCCAGAGCCACAACAGCUGGACAUCGGGUCAAUAUGCUUCUAUGGUGCAGAAGCUCUGUGUUUAGAGAGCUCAAAAGUCAUCAGAAGGAAUUCUCCAGCUGGUGUGGAGAGUGCUUUUGCGAAAAGGAGGAGGAGAAAGGGCGGGCAAUUGAUGCUCUAAGAAAGAAAUUGUUCAAAGUCGCACGUGUAACGCAAGCUUGAAGAAAUCAAUGAAAUGAAACCUCUUGUGCACAGCUUUUCCAAUGAUUCUGGUGUUGACAACUCAUCAUCAAAAACAUUAGAUUUGAGAAACCUAUCAGAACAAAACAUUAAUACAUACCAUUUUUUACUGUGCCACCUAAACUUUGAGUAAACACGUCUAUUUUA